CAUUGACCUUUCUUAGCGCAUAGUAAAUCGUCCGUGUGCUUGAAAGCGCGUGGGAAGGGGCACAGCUCACCUUCACCUUGAUGCGUCUGACCGACCUCAUUCAUGGUUAGUUCGUGUAAAGCAGAAGGAGUUUCGGUUAUUUAAACGCCCCCAGCCUCUCCCACAUUUCUGUGUUCUUUUCCUCAGCAAAUUUCACACAAGAGCAGCCAGCAGCAGCUAAAAGACGAUGGUGAAGAUCUGCUGCAUUGGAGCCGGCUACGUCGGCGGCCCGACGAUGGCGGUCAUCGCGCUGAAAUGCCCCGAGAUCGAGGUCGUGGUGGUCGACAUCUCCGUCGCCAGGAUCACCGCCUGGAACAGCGAGACGCUCCCGAUCUACGAGCCCGGCUCGACGACGUCGUCAAGCAGUGCCGGGGCGCCCAACCUGUUCUUCAGCACCGACGUCGAGAAGCACGUCGCCGAGGGCGACAUCAUCUUCGUCUCCGUCAAACCCUACCAAGACCGCGGCCUCGGCGCCGGAAAGGCCGCCGACCUCACCUACUGGGAGUCCGCUGCGAGGAUGAUCGCCGACGUGGCGAAAUCCGACAAGAUCGUCGUCGAGAAGUCCACCGUCCCCGUUAAGACGGCCGAAGCUAUCGAGAAGAUCCUGACGCACAACAGCAAGGGGAUCAACUUCCAGAUCCUGUCCAACCCCGAGUUCCUCGCGGAGGGAACGGCUUCGAGGGACCUCUUCAAGCCCGAACCGCUCUUGAUCGGAGGCCGGGAUACGCCGGGGGGGCGCAAGGCCGUCCAGGCCCUGAAGGACGUGUACGCCAACUGGGUGCCCGAGGAUCGCAUCCUGACGACCAACCUGUGGUCGGCCGAGCUGUCGAAGCUCGCAGCCAACGCGUUCCUGGCCCAGAGGAUCUCGUCGGUGAACGCCAUUUCAGCGCUCUGCGAGGCCACCGGCGCGGACGUUGCUGAGGUGGCGUACUCCGUCGGGAAAGACAGCAGGAUCGGACCCAAGUUCUUGAAUGCCAGCGUGGGGUUCGGCGGCUCCUGCUUCCAGAAGGACAUACUGAACCUGGUCUACAUCUGCGAGUGCAAUGGAUUGCCAGAGGUGGCCAACUACUGGAAACAGGUUAUCAAGAUUAACGACUACCAGAAAUCCCGGUUCGUGAACCGGGUUGUUUCCUCCAUGUUCAACACCGUCUCCGGCAAGAAGAUCGCGGUGCUAGGGUUCGCCUUCAAGAAGGACACGGGUGAUACCCGUGAGACCCCUGCCAUCGACGUGUGCAAGGGUUUGUUGGGAGACAAGGCAACGAUCAGCAUCUACGAUCCUCAGGUGACCGAGGAUCAGAUCCAGAGGGAUCUCGCGAUGAACAAGUUCGACUGGGACCACCCGAUUCACCUGCAGCCGAUGAGCCCGACCGCGGUGAAGCAAGUGAGCGUGACCUGGGAUGCUUACGAGGCUACAAAAGGAGCUCAUGGGAUCUGCAUUCUCACCGAAUGGGAUGAGUUCAAGGGUUUGGACUACAAGAAGAUUUAUGAGAGCAUGCAGAAACCCGCAUUCAUUUUUGAUGGGCGCAACGUGGUUGAUGUUGAGAAAAUGAGGGAGAUCGGGUUCAUUGUUUACUCCAUUGGAAAACCUCUUGAUGCUUGGCUCAAGGAUAUGCCUGCUGUUGCUUGAGGAGGAAGAAGGUUCAGAGAUUGAUGAAGGAGAUUCUUUACAAAUUUGUUGUUUCUAAUGGCUUAUUUUUGCUUUUUUUUUUGUUGGGUUCAUGGCUAAGUAGAGUUGGGUCCUCCGUUAUGUUUUUUUUUCCCCUGUUGCAUUUUAGUUACAUACUUUAUAUCGGAUGUUAUCAGAUAUGUGUUAUAUUCCUUCUAAUGUCGAGUUAUUUUUGUUGUGUUCGUUA
Molecule: messenger RNA, 1892 nt
Organism: Asparagus officinalis (garden asparagus)
Lineage: Eukaryota; Viridiplantae; Streptophyta; Magnoliopsida; Asparagales; Asparagaceae
Product: UDP-glucose 6-dehydrogenase 4-like
Biological process (GO): glycosaminoglycan biosynthetic process
Cellular component (GO): nucleus; cytosol
Molecular function (GO): UDP-glucose 6-dehydrogenase activity; NAD binding
Source: RefSeq, a predicted model, not a curated record